GAGAAAACUUGGCCGUGCUUGUCUAUGUUGUUUUGUUGUCAGUUCACAGGUGUGACGACAACCAUAAUAUCAUACAUCAAAAGUGCCAUCUCUGUGUUAAAAAAUUUCGGAGCAGAAUAUUGUGAUAAAUCAUUCUGCAUGUCAUUGUUACCCGUUUGCAGCUGUCCAUUUUUGAUGGCUGUAGAGUUGGUUGUUCCAUACAAGACCUCAAUUUUGGAAUUUUCCUCAUAUUUUGACAGUUAAUUGGAUCACAGAGUCAUCCUCUCUUUUCUUGGAAACUUAUUUCUACUUUUUGUCAGUUUUUGAGUUCACUACGUUGGAUAUCUUUAUAGUGAUCAUGUUGAUAUUUUUGGAUGGAUGUAGUCCCAAACCAUGGACAACUUGACCUACUUAACACUUGUCGCUGCUGUAUACAUGAACGAAUAGUUGUAAAGGGUUAAUGAAUAGCUUUAAAGGGUUAAUGACUAGCUUGUCAGUUGGGUUAUAAGCCACCUGAAAUAUCUCAGCUUAAUUAGUGCAUGAGAAAAGUCAGCUGGCAUUGAAUGGUAGCACGUUGGUGAUAUCAAGAUUGUGGUCAAUCCUUAGACCAUUUUGUUCCUACGACUGUUCAUUUGACGAUCAAGGAAUGGAUAUGCUUUUUGGGUCGGCUGGCUUAGUUUAACUUUUUCGAAGCAGAUUUCCUUUAAUUUGGAGUUAAACGGGUUAAAGCCUUGGGGAUGCGAGACAUGUAUAAAUUAGCCUCAUUUUGCAAUAGGAUAUGACCAAUUUUUACAACGCUGCUCUCGUGAUCCAGAAUCAGGAAGAAAUAAAACUUUGUAUUCAGCUGAUUGUAUUGAGAGGAUAAUAUUACACGGCUGAUCAUUGUUUGAUGAGAAUGACUAAUGAGUAGAAACUUGAACUCAUUUGCUAGUUGCAUAGGAGCAGAAUUGGAUAUAAGGCGUGUAAUUGAUGGAUUCAUAGGAUUUAUUUGCAAUUUUAAAAAUGGAAUUGAUUUUGGUGUAUCCCUAUGAUGGACCUUCUGGUCCAUGCAGCAGCCUCCAGUAGACUUAGCCCAGUCGGUCACAUUGUAGUCGUCCGUGAUACCAACGGUCACGUGAAAGAGUAUCGUCCGAACCAGUCGAUAGGGUCUCUCGGUGUUGACGCUGUUUAUCUGCAGCAGAAAGGAGUCAAGAUGGAGAAGACACCAUCGAAGAGUAACGUCCAGCCGUUUGAGAUUACAAAUCGUCUGAUCAUUAACCUCCCUAAGAGCCAAAAGAUGGUGCUACGUGUCAGUCUACAGACAAAACUCUCCGAGAUUUUUACGAUUAUAUGCAGCGAGAAGGGAUUGGACUCUUUUAUACAUGAAUUGCGACAUCCCAAAAAUCAUGACAUGGAACUCAAUUUGGAUAAAAGUUUACAAGAUUAUGGUUUGACUGAGGUGAAUGUGGUCAAUAUCAAGGCACCUCAAAGUUCUCGAGGCAGUGAUGAUGACUAUUCCAUCCAUUCUCCAAACGCGAGUGAGAUCUUACCACCGUCCAUCCAUGUGCCUGUGUCUCGCAUGUCGCUGAGCAUGACGUCGAGCGGUCACUCGGGACAUACGGGUCGCAGCGCCUCUCCUGAGAAGAAGAAGAAAGGUCUGAAAGGCCUGUUUAAGAAGAAAGAGAAAAAGGCGCCUAAAGGGAGUUCACACCACUUCAGUCCACCACCGGCGCCAGCUCAGGAUUCCAAUUUCAUCUUACGAAGGCGAGAACCAAACAAAGGUCACGACCCAUCACACCGUCAUACAAUGCCUCCGGAGGCUUUCAUGGGUGAUGUAUGGAAAUCGCCGGAUUUGCACAACCAGCAGUCGCCAACGUCGACAUUGAAUAGAACAAAAAAGAGACAUGCGCCAGCUCCACCUCCUGGUGGUGUUAAAACAAACAUUGAUGGCUCUGCGGAAAUCGUAACAUCGGAAGUCGGGCCUAUGCACCAAGCCUCGCUGGGCACUCGUCAAACUGGCGGCCAUAAUCAGGUGUCUGCAUCCGCAAGUUUAAGUCCGCUGUCAGCGUCUAGCGGAGUCAGUGGCUCGGUGGAUUUUAAGAACGAAAAGCGGAGUCAAAGUGUUCAUGAUAUACCAGGUGCUGGGAAAGAGGUUGGUCGUCCGAUGAGGUUGGAUGUUGCAACGGCAGGGUCAGUGGUUGUGAAUUCGCUGAAGGUGGUAAAGAAAAAGAGACGGGCCCCAGCCCCACCAGAGUCUCCCACCACCCCUACUCAAAAUGGUGACAUAGCUGGCCCCUCCAAACCUCCUCGGGCCAUUUCCAUGUAUGUCGAACCCACGUCGUUAAACGUCGAUGUCAACAAGUCCAGGAGGCCAUGUUCAUUCAUUGCCCCGCCCCCGCCUGAUACCCCACCCCCAGAAGAUGUCCCUAUUGUGUCCCUCAACAAUGGCAUGGUCACCAAGAGCGUCUCUACCAGUUUCAACCCUGAUGUGGAGAUAGACCAAGAAGUGGAUGUCCAAGUCAAUGGAGACGCCCACCAUGUUGAUGACAUCCAUGUUGACAUCACUGGCCAUCUUCCUUCUGACGAUGGAGAAAUCGACGCAAACAUCGAGGGUGAUAAAUCAAUUGAUGAUGUCAACCUCGCUUUCGAAAACGUGAUCGCAGAGGCAGAGAAGGUCAUGGAAGAUGAUGAAGUUUACACACACCAGUCUGAAAUGGCAAGAUUUGUCAACAGUAUGCGUGGUGAGGCGGAAGACCGGGCCAAAACAGGUGUCGAGAUCGACGCAGAGUUUGAAGAUGACAUUUCGAUCGAGCUGGCCUCUGAGAGUGAUACGGUCAUUAACCAUGGUUCAGAACCUCAGUCUGAGGUCAGCUCCAACUUGGAUGCAAGUGGACAUAUGUCGAUGUCGUUUAACGCUGAGAGUUCUCUUGAGAGUCCCAAGGUGGCGGUAGGAGAAUCUGACAUUGAAGUCGAGGAUACAAUAAUGGCACAGGUGGUCACGCACGAGGAGACAGCCCCGAAUUUCUCAUUGGACAAUCACGAUGUGUCAAAUAUGGACGAUCACGACACGUCAAAUAUAGAUGAUCACUCUGAGGAUGUUUUGGCCAAUAGCAAUGUUACAGCAGACUCUGGUCUUAGCCAAUCAUAUGACAGACAUGCCGAUCAUUUCAUCGAAGAAAUUGACUCUGCUUUUGAUACCAUAAACUUUGACUUGGAGACAGAUAAAACUGUUCCAACCAAGUCUGUUGGUGCCCAUCACACUAAUUUGACAGUGGAUACAGAAUUAGAAAUGCGUGACGAUUUGUCGAAAGGGACUGUUUCAGACAUUGAUACGCCACCUGUUGGGAAAGGUGUUGAAAUUUUGGAGACUGAAUAUGAUGGCGAUGUUUCAGCAGACAAUGGUGCUAUAGAUGUUGUCAUGGUAACAACUGGGGUUGAGAAAAAUGACCAUUUUGAAUCCGAGCCAGCCACACCAAGAAGGGUGAUUUCAGCAGCAGGAGUUGAGUCGCCGAUCAUAGUAGACAGGGAGUCGUCCAGAGUUGAAUCACCCAUAAUGGUUGACAUGGAAACGCCAAGAGUUGAGUCGCCGAAUAUGGUAACAGUUGGGGUAGAUUUGAAAGCUUCCAGUCAUAUUGCGCAUGAUUCUAGCCCGGAAUUAAUCAAGAGGCAUGUUCUUGAGUCUACGCCUAAGGACGUUGUAAUUCACUCUAAACCAAAAGACACAAUAAGUAAUAGUUUCGGCGUUAUGUUACGUCAUACGGAACCUGAGAGUAAUGUUGUUUUUGAAACUGGUCAGGAUUAUCCAUCUUCAAAAGCUGGGGAGGCAAUGGUGAAUGUUCGAACAAACGAAAGAAAAGUUGAGCGGGUGUCAAUUGUAAAACCCGCUGAAGUUAGAGACAGUAAAGUUUUUACAAUCGGUAAGGAUGAGGAGAUGUUUGAUUUUGAAAAGAUUCGCCAGCGGGCGUUAGCUGCUCAAAAGGAGAAGAGUUCUGGUUCCAAAAAGCAUUACGGGGUGGCAGGGAGUCGUCCAAAGUCAGAGGUGCAGAAGCAAACGGCGGAGAUUAGUUUCAAGCCGAACGGGGAGGGAGAGGCUGAGCAUGUGUUGGAAGAGAAAUCUAUCAUGAUGAUGUCACGUCCAAAGGAAAUGAAGUCUGUAGAGGUCAAAGUUCACGAACCAGAUGUUCUGCGUCCAAAAAUGGUUGUGCCAGACCCUGAACCACAACCUGUGAAAGUUAAAUCCAUUGCAACAAUAAAGUUGGGUACUUCCAGUAUGAAGGAUAGGCAAAAACCUGAGAUGGUUGAAAUCGGUGCACAGUCUUCCUAUAAGAAAGCGCAACAAGAGAACUUGCGUAUAAAAACUAAAUCUGACGUGGUUGAUAUGAACAUACGUGCGAUUCCAACACCGAAAUUGCCUCGUGAUGAAGUUGAAGUCCGCGCGAAGAGUCAUCAUGCAGAAACAGAAACGAAGCGACCAAUGUCAUUGUCGGCACUCAUGGCGGCUCAUCUGCCUCCAAAGUUUGAGAACGAUGAGAAACAGCCACCGCAACCAAUCAAGAAAGAGAGUGAGAAUUCAACUGCGGCAAAGGAAGAUGACCCAGAAAUACAAAACCAGAUGGAUAUGCUGCAGGCACAGUUCUCAGACUUUCAGAAACAGUUCCAAGCCAACCAGUCGUUGCUCUCCAAGCAGAAGAUACUCGGCCGCGAACAGUUGCCCGAUGACAGUCGUCUUGUCACGUCACAGCCUCCAGACAGUCCGUCUAGUGUUGGGAGUGUCGAAGUCACAAAAGUCCCAAUCCCACCUCCAUUUAUCAUCAAGGGUGAAGUGAAACCUGUGAGGAAGACAGCACCAAAGAAGUUUGAGAAAGACUUGGAGCCACGUGAGGAGCUGAUGAUCGCAAUCAGGAAUGUUGGAGGUCGGAAUGCACUGAGAAAGGUUGCUGUCCGAGACACUAACUGGGGAGUCAAGGUGAUCAAGUGAACAACAACAAAAGGUUGUCUCCAGUGAGGAAUUCUUACCACCAAACAUCAAUAAACCAAGGAAAGUGUGCCAAUUCUUGCCAGCAUUGUGGAUUACUGUCCCGCCAGAAUUGUCUUGUGUACAAAACUGAACUUUAUUGACUAUGAACAGUGUUAAGGUGUAAUUCUGGGAUAUUUCUAAUGGACUGAUUCGCUGUGUACGGAUUUAUAAGCUAAGCUACGGAUCUGUUGGGACUUCAGUUCAGGUAUCGGCCAAUCUUAAGACACCUGCCAAUCUUACAUAACUCAGACGCCUUGGGCCAAUGAUCAAGGGACCUACAGAACUUCUGGUUGGCCAAUACAUGAUCAAAGCCCUAAUAUUGACGUCCUAGGUUAUUUAGAUCGAAUCUAGUUGGAAAGGUUAAAGAAGAGCAUUGUUCGAAAAGGGAGCCUAUUAGCGGGAGUGAGGUAGGCCAGUUUCACAACAUACCAAAUGGUGUCUCUGUAAUCUGAGAGUACAUCAGGACUGUUCACACUCGUGCAAUGAAUAUUUUUAUCACCGAGUCGAACUAGGUCCUGUUCCCUAACUCUGAUUAUUGGUCACCUGGAGACCUCGAUUGGACUGCCGAGCCCCUGCCUGUAGGCCCUCCAAGAAGUCUCCUCUUGGCUUCUGUGGAGGAAGUAAUUAUGUGGGAAUCAUGUAGCUUACAAUUACAUAUGCACUUAUAAUGCAAUAAUCAUGAUACUUUUCACUAUCUUCAGUUACGAUAUUACUGAAGUAUCUUUAUCAUCAUCACAGGGUGUAACGAAAAAUCUCAUUAUUGGACACAGGGUUACAUGUAUGGAAUUCUCAAAUGCCACUGUUUUAUUCCAGAAUAAUGCUUACUGUCUAAAGAGGUCAUUUUUGUUACACCCUAUACUGAGUUCCAGUUCUGUUAGUUUAAAGUUCCAUGUUAAGUUAUUCUUGUCUAAUUGUUAAUUUUAACUGCCUAAUCUUGUUAAUGCACAAUAAUGUGGACAUCUUGUUUCAAUAGCCUUUUUACGCUCAUUUCAUCUUGGAGGAGAGGAUAUUCCCUGGAGAUGAACACAUCCAAGAGCAGAGCAAACACUGAAGCAGAAGAAUAAGUUUGUGUGAUCACAAGUUUAUAAGCAUAAGUUUACAAGCACGUACAUGUAACUGAAACACAGUUCACCUCAUUUUCUAUACAUCUUACAGUAUUCAAUUUUAUUUCCUGUGGCUUACUUUUUUUGUACAAAUACUUCCAGAUUGGAAGACCUAUAGUUAUUGCUUAAUUCCAUUGAACUAGUAUUAUUUAGUAGUAUCACUUAUGAUUCAUUAUUCAUAUACAUGUAAAGAUGAUGUACUGGAUCUGCUCACUUGGAAGAUAACACAAUGCACCAUUAUCAAAAGUCUGCUAGUUUCAAGAGAACGAGAAGCUCUUGAUUGCAAAUUAAUUCUCGACUUUGGGAUUUGAAAUUCUUUAUACCAUCACGCCGUCUUAAAUUGAUAUCGAUUCUUGUGUAUUAUCCUCAAAGUAAGUACAUCUAGUAAUAUUUUCUAUCCCAGUUCAUAUCAUGCAAUAUUAUCAAUCAUUCCAGGUAUAUUUUGUGCGUCCAUUGUAUAAACUCGAAUACAUUCCACCACCUCAAUUAUGCCAGUAUAUGUUCAGAGUAUAAUAAUAAAAUAUGUUAUUUAUGAUAGAAAUUGGAGAUUUGUGUAGAUUAAGAUUCUUACAUGCCUCAGUUGCAAUGUUGCGCUGGACCAUGGUUCCCCAAGCUCUCAAGAACCUUUCUGAGACAUCCUGCAUAUAACAAGGAUGAUUACAACAGC
This is a messenger RNA of Lineus longissimus, 6745 nucleotides long. RefSeq names its product protein cordon-bleu-like. The record is from RefSeq and is a predicted model, not a curated record. Gene Ontology annotation, molecular function: actin monomer binding. Bases 1007 to 4936 code for a protein of 1309 amino acids. Lineage: Eukaryota; Metazoa; Nemertea; Pilidiophora; Heteronemertea; Lineidae. The transcript is spliced from 10 exons.